AUGAGCGAUCUGGUAGCUCUUCCCGGUAAGAUGAACCGGACUGCCCCUCUCUGGCCUCGAAGCACCUCCCCAAACGAAGCCGCCGUGGCAUCUCAGACAUCGGAGCACCGCGUAGGGGGUGGGCAUGUGAACUCGCAAAGGCCGCAACGUAGCUCUGGCCUCGGAAUCAACCCUAUGCCGUCGGGAUGUCGCCCGAUCUCCCGCGCCACGACCGACUGUCCCGAUUCCAAACCCGCUCGGCAGUCCCCCCAACUCUCGUACCUCGGGUGCGUCCAGAAGUCCCCUGUCGCAAGGAGUCAAGACGCGGAGCAGCAAGGCACACCCGGCCGAAGCGAGCGAAGCGAUAGGCUUUGCGGUGGGAGCGAGGGUGGUGGUGGUGGUGGUGGCAGCUGA
Colletotrichum higginsianum IMI 349063 is the source of this 393-nucleotide messenger RNA. RefSeq lists its product as uncharacterized. The transcript has 2 exons. The record is from RefSeq and is a predicted model, not a curated record. The coding region runs from base 1 to 393 and encodes 130 amino acids. NCBI's taxonomy places the organism in Eukaryota, Fungi, Ascomycota, Sordariomycetes, Glomerellales, Glomerellaceae.